Molecule: messenger RNA, 1098 nt
Organism: Adineta steineri
Lineage: Eukaryota; Metazoa; Rotifera; Eurotatoria; Adinetida; Adinetidae
Source: the annotation of a GenBank genome assembly
UGUAUGCACAUGCCAGGUGCUAUUAACGCUGGUAUUUGUGGAUUUACACAUCUGUCCUGUUCUGGAUUUACUUUGUGUGCAUCUUCAAACAACUUUUGUGAUCCUGGUUACAUCUGUGUGUAUCAUCCUGUAUGCUAUACACUUCCGAUUUGUUAUCCAGUGUCGAUGGCCGGUGAACCAUUUUGUCCAACGAUAACAAAUGAGAACAAUCUUAAAUGGAAACAAAAUGCCAUCACUGUAGCUGGUGGAAAUGGACAAGGACAAAAAUUAAAUCAACUCAAUAUCCCUUGGAGAAUCUUUAUUGACGAAAAGAAAAAUAUUUUCAUUGCUGAUUAUUUCAAUGAUCGUAUUGUUGAAUGGAAAUAUAAUGCAAAAGAAGGACAAAUCAUUGCAGGUGGAAAUGGACAAGGCAGUCGAAUGGAUCAAUUAGAUCGACCAUCAGAUGUGAUUGUUGAUCAACAAAAUCAUUCGAUCAUCAUUGCUGAUGUGGUAAACAGACGUGUGAUUCGAUGGAUGAAUCAAACUCAACAGAUUCUCAUUCACAAUAUCGACUGUCAUAACUUGGCAAUAGAUAAACAUGGAUUUCUUUAUGUUUCUGAUCAUAAGAAGGACGAAGUGAGACGAUGGAAAAUGGGAGAAUACAACAACGAAGGAAUUGUAGUGGCAGGUGGAAAUGAUAGAGGAAAUCAACUUAAUCAACUUAGUACUCCUGGUUUUAUCUUUGUUGAUGAAGAACAAUCUGUUUAUGUAUCAGAUAGAGACAAUCAUCGUGUGAUGAAAUGGAGAAAAGAUGCAAGAACAGGAAGAAUUGUGGCUGGAGGAAAUGGUAAUGGAAAGAAUCUCAAUCAAUUGGCUUUACCUUUUGGAGUCAUUGUUGAUGAUUUGGGUCAAAUCUAUGUAGCAGAUUUGGGAAAUGCUCGAGUAAUGCGUUGGCGUGAAGGACAAGACGCAGGUGAAGUUGUUGUUGGUGGAAAUGGUGAAGGAAAUCAACCAAAUCAAUUAUAUAAUCCCGCAGGUUUAUCAUUUGAUGAUGAAGGCAAUCUUUAUGUUGCUGAUUAUUGGAAUCAUCGAAUUGAAAAAUUUGAAAUAAUUUUGUGA